GGACUCGGCGGCGGCGAGUAGUUAGUUAGUUGUUAGUGUCAGUGGCGCGGCGGCGGUCACCAGGAAGGGGACGGGACGGGCGGCGGCGGCGUGUGCGCCCCUCAGGUAUCCACCUAAGCUGGAACUACGCUGUAGACAUAUUUCUGUGGUUCGUGCAGAAAUCCAAGCUGGUUGGCCUUUGUAUCUUCAGAUUGCUGUGCCUAUCUAAAGUUGAUCCUGACUUCUAUAAAUCUGACUCACAUGAAGAAUAUCUUUCGGCUGUCAAAGAAUUAUUUCAGAUCUUCUUGGAAGAUUAAAAGCGUUUUUAAAUUUCAGGCCCAGCAGUGUACGGACCUGUGGAAGGACCUAUCCUGGAAGUGGGCUUGAGGCCCUGUGAGCGAGGAGUCCUUGGGUUCCGGUCAGGUGGAAAGUCGCCCGUGGAGUAAACAUAGCUAUCUUCAGAAAACAAGUUAAGGAAUGGGAGACAUGGAAGAAAAGACAUUCAUCUUGGGAAGAUCCAAAGCACUCUGAAAUUGUAAAGGAAUGUAACGCCAAGUGCUGAAACCGUCGCCGUCACCACAGUGGGAGAAGUGCCUCAGAUGUAAACGACCGACUGUACUUAGAAGAGCUGCUAGACCACGGAGGCUCCGCGGACACUAACAUGUGCUGAAAGGAAAGCAUUGUCUGUGAAGUUCUAUCUUUAAAAAUGUCUGCUUGUAACACCUUUACUGAACACGUUUGGAAACCUGGUGAAUGCAAGAAUUGCUUUAAACCUAAAAGCUUGCACCAGCUCCCCCCAGACUCUGAGAAGGCGCCCGUCACCCAUGGCAACGUGAAAACAAAUGCCAAUCACAGCAACAACCACCGCAUCAGGAACACCGGAAAUUUCCGGCCUCCUGUGGCUAAAAAACCCACGAUAGCUGUGAAGCCCACGAUGAUGGUGGCAGAUGGGCAAAGUGUGUGUGGGGAGCUUAGCGUCCAAGAACACUGCGAGAACAAGCCUGUCAUCGUAGGAUGGAACCGAAACAGGACUGCCUUGAGUCAGAAGCCACUGAACAAUAACCAGGGCGAUGGCGAAGGAUUUAGCCACGUCCCCAAGCCUUACGGCAGCACCGACAGCACGAAGGUAGCGAACAACAACAACAGCGGGCUGGCCGAAGUGCUCAAGGAGAUCGCGGGCCUGGACGCCGCCCCUCAGACCGGAGGCAGCGAAGCCAACUCCAGGGAGACCUUCCUGGGGAGGAUAAAUGACUGCUACAAACGGUCCCUGGAGAGAAAGCUCCCCCCGAGCUGCAUGCUGGGGGGCACGAGGGAUGCUCAGGGCAAGCACGUGGUUCUGAGCGGGAGCACAGAAGUGAUCAGCAACGACGGGGGCCGGUUCUGUUACCCCGAGUUCUCCAGCGGCGAGGAGAGCGAGGAGGACGUGCUUUUCAGCAACCUGGAGGAGGAGCGCGAGAGCUGGGAUGAGAGCGACGAGGAGCUGUUGGCCAUGGAGAUCCGCAUGCGAGGGCAGCCUCGCUUCGCCAACUUCAGGGCCAACACUCUGUCUCCGGUUCGAUUCUUCGUGGACAAAAAGUGGAAUACAGUCCCCCUGCGCAAUAAGUCCCUGCAGCGGAUCUGUGCUGUCGACUACGACGACAGCUACGACGAGAUCCUGAAUGGCUAUGAGGAGCACUCCGUGGCCUCCUACGGACAGGGGAGUGUCCAGAGCAUGCUGUCCUCUGACUCCACCUCUCCAGACUCCUCUCUCACGGAAGAAUCCCGUUCCGAGACAGCCAGCAGUUUGUCUCAGAAGAUCUGCAAUGGGGGGUUAUCUCCUGGCAACCCAGGAGACCCCGAGGACACGAAGGAAACGGAGCCCAGUCCUGAGAGCCUCCCUGGUAGCAGUCAAGAGAAGGACCCAUCACAAGCUUCCAAAAACGCACCCAAAGCUCCAGAGACGCACAAAGCAGUCCUCGCCCUCCGAUUAGAAGAGAAGGACGGCAAAAUCGCCGUGCAGACGGAGAAGCAGGAAGGCAAAGCCUCCACGGAUGUCGCUGGGCAAGCCGUGACCAUCAACCUCGUCCCCGUAGAAGAGCAAGCGAAGCCCUACCGAGUGGUGAACCUGGAGCAGCCACUGUGUAAGCCGUACACUGUGGUGGACGUGUCAGCAGCCAUGGCCAGCGAGCACCUCGAGGGCCCUGUCGGCAGCGCCAAGACAAAAGGCUCCGUCUCCACUCCAAGCUCUCCCGUGACAUCACCUGCGCCCACCCCAGGACAAAUAAGUGCCCAUUUCCAAAAGUCCAGUGCAAUACGAUACCAGGAAGUGUGGACUUCCAGCACCAGUCCAAGACAAAAGAUACCAAAAGUGGAGUUGAUUCCCGGUGGAACGGGACCCAAUGUGCCUCCCAGGAAAAACUGUCACAAAUCCGCACCUACGUCACCCACAGCUACAAACAUUGCCUCCAGAACCAUCCCUGUCAAGUCACCGAACUUGUCUGAAAUCAAAUUUAAUAGUUACAACAACGCGGGGAUGCCGCCUUUCCCGAUCAUCAUUCACGACGAGCCCACGUACGCUCGGAGUUCCAAAAAUGCUAUCAAAGUGCCCAUUGUCAUCAAUCCGAAUGCAUACGACAAUCUGGCCAUCUACAAAAGUUUUCUGGGGACAAGCGGGGAGCUCUCAGUGAAGGAGAAAACCACGAGCGUCAUCAGCCACACUUACGAGGAAAUAGAAACCGAAAGCCACGCGGGGGCCUCGGCCUCGGAUAAGGCCACUGGCAAACCCGCCGACUGCCCCCAGGCCAAGGUGUCUUCCAACAGCACGGAGCGGAAAAGGGGCUCCGUGGCCCAGAAGGUGCAGGAGUUUAACAGCUGUCUCAGCAGGGGCCAGUCUUCACCGCAGAGGAGCUACAGUUCCAGCCACAGUUCCCCCGCGAAGGCCCAGAGGAGCGCUCGGGAGCCCAUGGCCAAAACGGAGUCCCAGGAGUCCCAGGCGUCGGGCGGCAGCCGGGAGAAAGCCAGCGCGGUGCUCUCUCAGAUAGUGGCUUCCAUCCAGCCGCCACCGUCCCCUCCGGAGGUCCCGCCGUCCAGCCCCAAGGCGUGCAGUGCCGAUGAGAGCGCCCCGAAGAGCACACCCAUCCGGCCCCAAUCCCUCUUCACCACGCAGCCCAGUGGGGAGGCCGAGGCACCUCAGACCACCGAAAGUCCCACCAGCAAAGGACCGAAAGAUCCCCUCCCAAAGCCUGUCACCUCUCCUCCCUCCAAAUUAGUGGGCAGCCCCCAGGGCGAGCCCCCGCCCCCCUUCCCCCCGCCCCGCUCCACUUCCUCCCCUUACCACGCAGGUAACCUUCUGCAGAGGCAUUUCACCAACUGGGCCAAGCCGACCAGCCCCGUGCGGUCCACAGAGGCUGAGUCCGUGCUGCCCUCGGAAGGCAGCCGGCGGGCAGCUGAUGCGAAGCCCAAGCGCUGGAUAUCCUUCAAAAGCUUCUUCCGCCGCCGGAAAACAGACGAGGACGACGACAAAGAGAAAGAGCGGGAGAAAGGGAAGCUGGUGGGCCUGGACGGCACGGUCAUCCACAUGCUGCCGCCCCCUCCGGUGCAGCGCCAUCACUGGUUCACAGAGGCUAAGGGAGAGUCGAGCGAGAAGCCAGCGCUUGUCUUCAUGUACAGGUGUGACCCUGCGCAAGGCCAGCUCAGCGUGGACCAGAGCAAGGCAGGGGCAGACCAGGCCGCGGCUUCAGAGAAGGGCAGAGCGGAGGACGCGCUGUCGCCGGACUCGGAGAAGAAGAAAAGGAGUCACCCUUCCCCGUCACAGGCCCCUCAGAAACGUCUCAGUCACGUGACCCAUGAAGCGACAGAGGACUUUUCUCCUCGGGAUCCAAGAACAGUUGUUGUGAAGCAAGGUGGCGGGGAUGGCACUUCCAUGGCCCCAGCAUUGCCCCUACCUGCACUGGAAAAGGAAGAGGAGAAGGAAGACACUUCUGAUCCCCUGGACCUGAGCCCCUGUAGUGCAACAUACAGCAAUUUAGGGCAGUCCAGAGCAGCCAUGAUACCUCCCAAGCACCCCCGGCAGCCCAAGGGAGCUCUGGAUGAUGCCAUCGCCUUUGGGGGAAAAACAGACCAAGAAACCCCAAAUGUUUCCCACCCGACACCACCCCCACUGCCAAAGAAGAUGAUCAUCAGAGCCAAUACAGAGCCAAUCUCCAGAGAACUCCAGAAAUCCAUGGAGAGCAGCCUUUGUGUCAUGGCUAACCCCACCUAUGAUAUCGACCCCAACUGGGAUGCCAGCAGUGCUGGCUCUUCCGUCAGCUACGAACUCAAGGGACUGGACAUCGAGUCUUGUGACUCCUUGGAGAGACCCUUGCACAGGGAGAGACCCGUCCCCUCGGCCGCAAACAGCAUCUCCAGCUUGACCGCUCUCAGUGUUAAGGACCGGUUUUCCAACAGCACGGAGUCCCUGUCCAGCCGACGGGGUCCCUCCUCUAGACAGGGCCGAGGCAUCCAGAAACCACAGAGACAAGCACUUUAUCGAGGACUGGAGAAUCGGGAGGAAGUGGUGGGCAAAAUCCGCAGCCUUCACACAGACGCCUUGAAGAAGCUGGCCGCUCAGUGUGAAGACCUCUUCAUGGCUGGGCAGAAAGACCAGCUCCGUUUUGGGGUGGACAGCUGGUCAGACUUCCGGCUAACCAGCGACAAGCCGUGCUGCGAGGCAGGCGACGCCGUUUACUACACCGCCUCCUAUGCAAAGGAUCCGCUGAGUAACUACGCGGUCAAGAUCUGUAAGAGCAAGGCUAAAGAGUCUCAGCAGUAUUAUCACAGCUUGGCCGUCCGGCAGAGCCUGGCCGUCCAUUUUAACAUCCAGCAGGACUGUGGCCACUUCCUGGCCGAGGUCCCCAACCGGCUACUUCCCUGGGAGGACCCCGAUGCCCCUGGAAAGGAAGAUGAUGAAGUGGAAGAGAAUGGAGCAGGGGCGGAAGUGGGGGCCGGCGGCACACCCCCAGAGCCGUGCUCCGAAACAGAGGCGUCCCGGAAGGAGAGCCAGGGCGGCACGGGCCGGCGGCAGAGAAGCCACGUCGUGGUCAUCACCCGGGAGGUCCCCCACCUCACCGUGGCCGACUUCGUGCGGGACUCUCUGGCCCACCACGGGAAAAGCCCGGAUGUGUACGAGAGGCAGGUAUGCCUGCUGCUCUUACAGCUCUGCUCUGGCCUCGAGCACCUCAAGCCCUACCACGUCACUCACUGCGACCUUCGGCUCGAGAACCUGCUGCUUGUCCACUACCAGCCCGGGGGCGCGACCCAGGGCCCGGGGCCCUCGGAGCCCAGCCCCACCUCGUCUUGUCCCACACGCCUCCUCGUGAGCAACUUCUCGCAGGCCAAGCAGAAGAGCCACCUGGUGGACCCCGACAUCCUCCGGGACCAGUCGCGCCUGGCCCCGGAGAUCAUCACGGCCACCCAGUACAAGAAGUGCGACGAGUUCCAGACCGGCAUCCUCAUCUACGAGAUGCUGCACCUGCCCAACCCCUUCGACGAGCACCCUGAGCUGAAGGAGAAGGAGUACACGCGGGCGGACCUGCCGCGCAUCCCGCUGCGCUCCCACUACUCGCGGGGCCUGCAGCAGCUGGCCAGCUGCCUCCUGAACCCCAACCCUUCCGAGCGGAUCCUCAUCUCCGACGCCAGAGGCAUCCUGCAGUGCCUGCUCUGGGGCCCCCGGGAGGACCUCUUCCAGACGUUCAGCGCCUCCCCUAGCCUGGCGCAGAGGAGCGCGCUGCUCCAGAACUGGCUGGACAUCAAGCGGACGCUGCUCAUGAUCAAGUUCGCCGAGAAGUCGCUGGACAGGGAGGCCGGCGUGAGCCUCGAGGACUGGCUCUGUGCGCAGUACCUGGCCUUCGCCACCACGGACUCCCUCGGCUGCAUCGUGAAGAUCCUGCAACACCGUUAAUACCACCCAGAUGCUGCUUUUUCUACCUUUUCACCUUCUUCAUGUUGCCGACACACCUCCCCCUCCCUCAUACUCACAGAAUGACAGACAGACAGACGGACGGACGGACAACCCUCCCGUCUCCGUCCCCGAACAAACGAGUCCGUGCCGAGUGAAAGCUGGGUCAGCUGCCCGGACGUGCACCUGCCUGCCCCUAGGGCCUGCUCCACCCUCGUGCCCCCUGCCCCGCCGGGACGCGGGCAGGAGGUGACGCGCGCGUUCCUUGGCAUGAACUCAGCAGGCUGCAUCCAGUUCCUCCUGGAGUGUGAAGAGCGCGUCCCUUGUCAGCACCAAGUAUUUAUUCCCGCUGGCGAGAGACAUCCCGUAGGAGUGACAGCAGACUGCCCCCCCCCCCCAGUGUCCCUGUCUGCGACCCUGGGACCAGGCAGAGCGUCAGCCCCUGGUUCCCUGUGCCCUUCCCGUAGCCUCUGAUUAGCAGGUGGCAGAGGGACCAGGCGAGAGUCCCACCCUCGGGUCGCCUCUGGCGUCCGGAAGUGUGUGUCUUGCACACAGAGGCCGGCCCUGGGAGCCCCCUGCCAGGCCUCCUUCCCCAGGUCUGUCCGCCUGUGAUGGGGAAGUGUGUGUUGCUCAGGCACCUGUGGCCUGGCACAGCCGGCCCGGCGCCUCCGCGGGGUGGGGUGCGAUUCAAGGCCCCGAAACAGCUGGCGGGACAUGAGGAGGUUUGUGGUCACGGGCGCCGUUCUUCAGGGGCCCGUGGGGAACAGAGCCCAAAGUGCCGUUCCUUGCUGGCUGUCAGAGCUGGCAGCCUUGGCAGCCGGGGCUGCUGGGGCCCAGACCAGGGCUUCGCCUGCCCCAAGCAGUCAUUGGCCAGCUUCCUGCUGUCCGUUGCCAGUGUUAACUGGUCUACCUAGGGCUGUAGGGAACAGUGCCGAAUGAAAUGGCCAAGCGCUGAGAUCCCCCCUGGAGGGCAGGCAGCCGGGCUGGGGGGUGACCGGGCGGCGGGGAGCAGGCUGCUGCUGAGGCCGCUGCUUCUGACCCCGCGGUGGCUGUGGAGGGCGGCGGGGGGCGGGCCGAGCCCUGCCUGCGGACCCAUGUGCAAUCUGAGUGUGGCCUUGGGCAGCUGCACGUGACUGGUUUAGUCGCAACUUCACCCGAAGCGAGAGCUACGGAAACCCACUCCUGCGCCCCUUGGCACAUAUUAGCGCUGAGACAAGUGUCCCUUCUACCCGGGUGUGUGUGUGUGUGCGUGUGUGCGUGUGUACACACACUGCUGUGCUUGUUGUAUUCAAAACUGUGACUAUCUGUUUACUUUAGCCUCGAAAUCCCAAGAGUCGCUCGAGCACGGCGGGUGUGUUCGCGUGUGUGCGCACACGCUUGCACGCGUGCCGGGAGCAGGGGCCAGGCCUCCGGGGCAGCAACCUGUGGCGGGCUUCACAGACUCUGCACCCAGCGGCGGGCAAGCCCUGGCGCCCUGGUCCGCCCGUGCAGGGUUUCCUGCAAGCCGAGGGGGACUGCGCUGUCUUCCGGCCUCGGAAGCUCUGAAACCAGAGCGUUUUUAAUGGCCUUUCCUGCGAUUGCCCUGCGUCAGAGAGCAUCCAGGGAAGGAGAAUGUAUUUCCCUGAGCUCUUCUGUCUGUCGGGGAAGUGGCUGUGUGAGGCCCCCCUGUGGAGCACGUCCUGGCCUGGCCAGCAGUGGGGACUCCCAGCCAAGAGGGCUGGUCGGCCCGCAGUCUUGCCUCCUGUCGCCCCCGGGGAUGGCUGCAGAGCUGGCACGGCGCUGUGCCCCUGGCGUGGCUGUGGCAUGGCUGUGCCGUGGCUGGCAGGCUGGGGCGGGGUUCGCUGUGGCACAGCCCGUGUGCACUGCUCUCCCUGCCUGGUCACGUAGUAAAGCGGCCGCUCUCCCUGUCACUCUCGCGGUGCCUUGGCCACGUAAAUUUGAAUGUGGUGACGUAUUUAAUGCAGAACGUGCCCUGGUCCCUCCGUUUGUUAUGUUUCUAGGUAUGUCUCUGUUUUUCUUUUUUAUCUGUUAAGACUCGUAUCCAGUCUUCAUUUUAACCCUGCAGUAGAAGCAGCACGGACCCCUCCCCACCUUAUCUUAGCGCACUGUCCACCGAGCACCUCCGCUCGCCACAGCCACAGCCACAGCCACAGCCGGCUAGCACUGCUUUUGUAUGCACGCUUGGUAGGGGCGAAAGACGAGUGCCAGCCGGUCAGAGAGGGGCCUCGCGCGGGUUUUUCUCUGGGUGGUGGGCGCAGAACGACCGUGGGGAGCGACCGAGGGUGCCGCGCGGCCAGGAGCGCCAGGGACGGUCCUCAGACUGCUUCCCCAGGGGGUGAGGCUCAGCCACACACAGCACAGGUGGUUCCCUCUCCAUUUACGCUGCCGUGGGGACUUUGAAUUCAUUCUUCCUGCUUUCCCCGCUGUCCACCACACGCGUCCCAGAAACACGUUCGUGUGAGUUCUGGACUGUGACUAGCAUAGCACUUGCAGUUUCCUUGAGUAACACCAAGUUACUGUCUUCCAUAGCGAUUGGCAUUGUUUUCUCUGCUGCCAGUCUGUCCUGUAGAUCCUUGGGUCUAUCGUGAGAGUCUGAGCAGUGAGGCCCACACUGGCACUUUCCUUAGCCCCCUGGGCCUGGGCAGCCUUGGCCACACUCAGGUGCUUCACAGGUGGCCAGCGGCCUGAGUUGCCCAGAGCCAGCCCUUAACGGGCGGCGCCCGGCCCUGUGGGCAGGGAGACACGGGGCCAUGAGCAGCUCCUGACACCGUGCUGGGGAGGCUCUCGGGUCUCCAGGCACCCAUGGGAGGCCCGGGGCUGAUCUGAGAGGGUCGCAGUAACCUGUGGGACCUCAGCACCAGAGCCCAGGAUGAGCCCCGCCGGCUCCAGGGCCAGGUCUGAACUAGAGGCCAGCACGGUGGCAGUGAGAUCCAAGAGUGCCCUCAGAAAGUGAGCUGGACGAGGUAGAGGGCAGCCCGGGCACCCGGCGGCCCCACCUGCUCAUGGCCGAGGGCUGAACGCCAUCAGAUUAGGGGACCGGUGUUCCUGCCAAACUCCGAGUCGGUUCGUGACCACGGAGGGCCACAGCCAAGGCACCCGAGGCUUUAGGAAUUCACGACACUUCUGGGAGUCAAACUAAAGCUGUCCUGUGCAGUUCCCAGGUGACACCCCUGGGACGCACUGCGUGGCACCGGGCAGCUUCCCACAUUUAUUAGGUCCUUCUCACUCUGGUCUCCGGAGUACCCCAACCUUUGGUUGUUCCCUGUCCCACUAGCAGGGGGCCGUGGAGAUGCGGGCCAGACCUAGCCCUCCUGUUUCUCACGGCUCCAGCUGUGUCGACAAAGAGAGAAGCUGUCCGGAGGGCCGCACGGCCCCUCUUCCACUCCCCUCGCUGGCUGCGGAGGGUUGGACGUUCCGGUCCAGCCUGAUGAGCCACAGCACGGCUGCCCACGAGGCUGAAAUGUUACUUUUACCUCACUGAAGCUGCUUCCCCAAGGCCUGCAGUGCUGUGCGAGGCCAGACCGAGGGGCCGCUCCGGCUGAUGUGUGCGCCCAAGUCCAGCUGCCCGUACCUGCUGAGCUCUGGGAGUGGGCUCCGUGGGCCAGAACCGGGGUCCCCAGGGAGGUCCGAGGAGCUGCAGUGCAAGCCGCUAGGUAGAGAUUAUACCAAAGACACAGCCUCUGUCCUGGUGCUUCGGCAGCGAUGAGCUGUGCCGGGACCAAGCCCACGGGCAGGGAGCUUGCACACGGACCGUGGCAGGGUGUUCAAACCCUCAAAACACCUGCUUUCUUUUUAAGAAGUCCGUUUUUAAGAAGCCCAUGCAGUAAAUUGAGAGAAAAAAGUAGAAGAUGAUGAUGAAGCCCUGAGCGGACAGAGUCCUCCGGGACUGGGGAGAAGAGACCAGCCCCCUCCUGCUACCCCGGCCACGGCCACGGCCACUCCUCAGCUGGGGAGCACCAGACCCCGGUGACAGCGAGAGCUGAAGGGUUUUCCUUGGUUUUUCUUUUUUUAAACAAGAGCUCAUGGUAGUUUCAAUAAGUUUGUUUAAACGGCCCUUGGGACAUUCUUAACAAACCGCACCGUGUUUAUAAAGCAAAGGCCUUCCCCAGCCGUCUCGCCAUCCUCUCCGUGCCCAGAACGCACAGGUGCUAUACAGGGCCCAGCGCCCCACCCCCGCAGCUGGCAGAGAUCAGAACGGGCUGCUACAGCAGCUUCCCGGCCGGGGUGGGCACCCGGGGCCCGCGCCUGGGACGCCCCACCUAGAGGGUCUCCCCCCUCCCCCACCACGUUCCAGCUUCUCACCUUGGACCCAUCCCACCCACCCCCUUGUGGGCUUUUUUUUUUUUUUUUUUUUUAAUUUUUUCCCUAAUCAAGAAAGUUUCAGGGAAUCAAAAGAGGUCGGGAAUUUUUUAACCUAGCAGAAGUACAGAGUUAUAUAUUUUGCUACGAAUAUUAUUGUAGUCCAGAGAACCCACUCUGCCUGUUGGGGUGUGCGUGUGCGUGCGUGUGUGUGUGUGUCUGUGUGUCUGCACCCACGAUGACUUGAAUGUUGAGCCAGCCCGAUGGCUUCAGGGUAGCAUUUCGGAAAGGUUAAACCACACUGCUCCAGGAAACUUGCUCCACACAGUCCCUGGGCAUCCCUUCCCCCACCAGUUCCAGAGAGUGCUGUACUGGGGACACAGAGGCGAGGGCUGGUCUGCGGGCGGAGACCAAGUGGCCGUCCCGGCGACGGGAGUCGUGACAGCCCUCCUUCCAGUCCCUCCGCAUCCCCGCUUCCCAGGGCCUCACCUCUCUACCUGCCCCCUCACCCCCGAGAGUCCCCUUGGUCACCGGGGCGCCGCCCUCUGGUUUGCUGUGGUACUUUGCUGUGUACUCCGUGGCAUCAUGUAACUGUGUAAAUAAACUCAUUUUCAUACACACGACAAGCCGGCUCCUGGCUGG
Messenger RNA from Lepus europaeus (European hare), 10834 nucleotides. It is a transcript of the gene PEAK1, whose product is annotated as pseudopodium enriched atypical kinase 1. Gene Ontology annotation, cellular component: actin cytoskeleton; focal adhesion. Bases 686 to 5896 code for a protein of 1736 amino acids. The transcript has 9 exons. NCBI's taxonomy places the organism in Eukaryota, Metazoa, Chordata, Mammalia, Lagomorpha, Leporidae. Gene Ontology annotation, molecular function: ATP binding; protein kinase activity. The record is from RefSeq and is a predicted model, not a curated record. Gene Ontology annotation, biological process: protein phosphorylation.